CACUGCAGCGUUUCCUCAUUCUCAAACAGCACUAAGACUGAAGGAAAAGGACGAUAGGAGCUUAUCAGGUUUAUGGACCAAUAUUCAUCUCAGAUAUAAGACUGAUUGUGAAUCCACCACUGCUUUGAGAGCGUUUAUUCAACGCUGAUGCAAACAGAAGAGGAGUGAGCUGAAGCUGAAACAAACCAAGCCAGUCGAAGCACAUUGAUUUUGCAGGAAGAUGUCUUUGCCAGCCAGAGUUGUUCACAAGAGGAGGGCCACUAUCACAGAUCUGCCUCUCUACUACUCUGGACAUAUGCUGAAGAAACUCUCCACCGAGAAGGAUUUCAAGAAGUUCUAUGGAGAGCUCCGUGGAGCCACACUCUUUCUGUACAGAGAUGACACACAAGAUACGUACACAGAGAAGCUGGACCUGGAGCAGCUAAAGUCCAUGGUGUUGGAUUCUCCGUAUCAAAACAAGGCACCAACUAUCUUCACCCUCACCCUGCACACAGAGGAGGUGCAGCUAAAGAUGGAAAAUUCUGACACAGGAGAAGAGUGGAGGGGUUACAUCCUGACUGUGGUCAAAAAAGAGAUUCCCAGUAAACUGCAGCUGUUGCCCGGCCAGAUGUUGCUGCUGGAGGAUGCUCUGAAUAAGGAGAAGAGAAGAAACCAUCCCAGGGUGUGUCCACCUCUCCCACCCCGACCAGCCUUCCUCCUCUCAGCCUCCAACUCCCCUACAACGCCCGAAGAGGAGCUUGACAAAUGCGCCCCCGAGACUCCUGUGUGCUUCUUCAAUGUGUCUCGGCAAGAGGCUGAGCGAAUGUUGGAGACAAACCCAGAGCACGGAAGCAUUAUCCUCCGCCCUUCCAGGCUCGCCAACAACUAUGCCCUAACCCUCAGACAACCGCGGCCCAGUGGGCCAGUCAUGAAGAACUACAGAGUGACCUCCACAAACUCUGGGUUUGUCAUCGAACUGGACACAGCAGUGACGGUUUCCUCCUUGAAUGAAGUACUUCAAUACUUCCUUGAAAAGACAGAGUACCGUCUUCAACCCUACAUGGAAUCUCAGGCCUACGACACUUGUAUCGAUGUUUCACCUGCUCCAAAGUAUGUCAACUCCACUCCACCGUCAACUAAAACAUUACCCAAGGCACAAGUGGCACCUAGACGGCGUUCAGAGACCAAAGAAGCGCUUAUGCCGCCUCUAAAGAAACAAGAGGAGGGUGAAUAUGUGGUUCCUGAGGAUCGGUGUCCUGAUGUCCACAACCUAAGUCUAGUCCAGUUGGAUGGAGAGCCUCAGGAAGGUUUAAAGAUGCGGAGGGAAAACGUGUACACUGACAUUGACAAGGAGGAAGUCACCCGAAAGGAGAAUAAACGCACUGAAAAAACCAACUCAGGCACAGCAAAGUGGACAGUAUAGAGUCCAGCAGAGUGAGGCAUGCACUGUUGUUGCUCGGUAAGGACCUCACUAGUCUUCUCAUUGAACACUUUUAAAGUCAGCUGACAAAUGACAUUCUCCCCUGAGGCUUUGACGAACUUCUGCCAGCUAAAGUGUCAUUAUAAAAAUUCACUGGACAAAAUUUCUAGCGGGUAAAUUAAAAUAAAAGACUGUCUCAAUCUCUUAAAGCAGGGGUCUCAAACUCAAACUAGGAAGGUUCAAUCAGUAGAGUGAAGAUCAGGUGGUUCCGCAACGACCACUGCUGUACUGUGAUUGAAUGAGUAAAUCCCACAACCCCCGUCUGGACACCAAUGAGCUGUAACUAAAGAAAAACGGCGAUAUAGACAAUUGUCUCAAAGUCGUCAUAUAAGACACUUCUUACAAUCUUGCCAGAAACAAAAUGAAAUUCACCAGGCUGUCUGCCAGCGUAGCAAUGGCGCAGAGGUACAGUAGUGUGUGUACUGGUAGUUCCAUUAGCUGUUUGCCAAACACACCGUUCAAAACAAUAAAAGUUUGUUGCAGAGCUGCGGAGGAGUGCUAUGCAGCGCAAACUGUUGUCACCCCACUGUGGGCACAGAGUAGCGCAUUGGGGCCGGUUGGGGGUCGGCGCUGCACUCAGCUGUGUUCAUCAUUAACGUCCCCUACCGGUCAGGAUCGGUUAAGAGUGGUGAGUGAGUAGUCAGCAGGCAGUAAACAGCGAGUAUAAAAAAGGCAGUAAAAGGAGAAAUUGUAAGUCACCGCACCCAGAGGUCCUUGAGCACACAGCCAUAACUAUUUUACCCACCCAAAAUAUUAAAGAUUAACCGUGGUCAUCCUUCUGGUGGUGAUUAUUAUAAUUAUCUGAAUUGUUCUGUCUUCUGUUCAUCUAGCAUGUUAGCAUGCUAACAUUUGCUAAUUAGCACUAAACACAAAGUA
Molecule: messenger RNA, 2335 nt
Organism: Anoplopoma fimbria (sablefish)
Lineage: Eukaryota; Metazoa; Chordata; Actinopteri; Perciformes; Anoplopomatidae
Product: signal-transducing adaptor protein 1-like
Exons: 10
Coding region: 221-1402 (393 amino acids)
Biological process (GO): positive regulation of B cell receptor signaling pathway; cell surface receptor protein tyrosine kinase signaling pathway
Molecular function (GO): signaling adaptor activity; protein kinase binding
Source: RefSeq, a predicted model, not a curated record